Molecule: messenger RNA, 3001 nt
Organism: Alosa alosa (allis shad)
Lineage: Eukaryota; Metazoa; Chordata; Actinopteri; Clupeiformes; Clupeidae
Gene: zfyve28
Product: zinc finger, FYVE domain containing 28
Exons: 16
Coding region: 473-2965 (830 amino acids)
Biological process (GO): negative regulation of epidermal growth factor-activated receptor activity
Cellular component (GO): early endosome membrane
Molecular function (GO): metal ion binding
Source: RefSeq, a predicted model, not a curated record
UCGUUAUCGGGAAACCGGGCCCAGUAUCGCAAAAGGUGCAUUUAGAGAGUUCCUGUCCCUCUGAAACACGCCCAUUGCAUGGAAUGACGUCUGCGUGUGGGAAGUGGGCGGCGUCGCGUGGCGUUGUUGUGUCAACGUGACUGUCAUCAUCAGCCAGCCGAGCCCGUCCGUCGCCCGGAGCCCGUCCUGCGCGCUGCGCUGCCUACUGUAGACAACAAUGUACAGUCGCUGCGAGUGAUCCGAGCCCCGCGCCGCCCCUAUGCUAACCGCACCAACAGGACCGACACACGGCUGCCCAUCGAGAUCUUCGGUCACGCAGACGGGGAUUGUAAUCUUCCAUAUUCACUCAACACAGAGGAUAGCAAGUAGCUAGCAAAUUAGCGUAUAUUUUUCCAGGUAGCGCUGGAUUUUUUUCAGGUAACACCCGGGAAGGCUCUGACAAAGGCGGGGGAAGGUGGCUUGAAAGCUAAGGAUGAAUCGCUUCCGAAAGUGGCUUUACAAGCCAAAGCGGACUGACCCGCAGCUGUUGGCCCAGUUCUACUACGCUGACGAGGAGCUCAACCAGGUUGCCAUGGAGCUGGACGGCCUGGACGGCCGACGGGAUCCGCAGAGGUGCACGCUAUUGGUCAACCAGUUCCGCUCCUGCCAGGAUAAUGUGUUGAACAUCAUUAACCAGAUCAUGGAGGAGUGUAUCCCGGAUGAGCGAGCCAACCGAGACUUCUGUGUUAAAUUCCCCGAAGAGAUUCGUCAUGACAACCUGGCAGGACAACUGUGGUUUGGAGCAGAGUGUCUGGCGGCGGGGUCCAUCAUCAUGAACCGUGAGAUUGAGAGCAUGGCGAUGCGUCCGCUGGCCAAGGAUCUGACGCGUAGCCUGGAGGAGGUGCGCAACCUGACGCGAGAGCAGGCGCUCCGUGACCUCCACAGCUACACACAGCGCAUACGGGACGCCCUGCGACACUUCGACAGCCUCUUCGCCGAGUUUGAGCUCUGUUAUGUAUCAGCUAUGGUUCCUGUGAAGUCCCCUAAAGAGUACUACACCCAGCAAGAGGUCAUCGUGCUCUUUUGUGAGACUGUGGAGAGAGCGCUGAAGCUAGGCUACCUCACACAAGACAUGAUAGAUGAUUACGAACCUGCUCUCAUGUUUACAAUCCCAAGACUGGCCAUCGUCUGUGGUCUGGUGGUGUAUUCUGAAGGCCCUCUGAAUCUGGAGCGUAAGGCAGAAGACAUGUCUGAGCUCUUCAGACCAUUCCGCACUUUACUGAAGAAGAUCAGGGACCUGCUGCAGACGCUGACGGAGGAGGAGCUGCAGACGCUGGAGCGGAGUCUGUGCAUCUCUUCAGGCCUCGGGUUCCCCAGCCCCCCCACAGAACACCCCCCCAGCCCCAGCACACUCCUCACCUGCACACCACACCCACUUGAGCCCGAGGCCAGCCAAUGGGAGGAGGUGGGUGUGGCCCUGCUGGGGGAGACAGAGGAUGAAGAGACGGCUCUUGAGCAGGAAGAGGCGGGGCUUCAGCAGGAAGAGGAAGUGGAGCUGGCGUGCUCCAUGCAGUAUGACGAGGAGGAGUACGAGCAGCUCAACAUGCUGGUGCAUCGCCUUGGCGACCACAUGACAUCAUUGCUGUCCCCGCCCAGCCAGGGCCAGAGCCCCUCCCACUCCAGCUCCGCCUCCAGCACAAACCCCUCCCCCCUGCACACACACGCCACACCCCCCACACACACACACACACGGGAGGACGAGCGAGUCUUCUUAAUGGAUGACCUGGAGGGGGGAGGAGCCAUAGCCACCAUCACCAAUGAGGAGGAGCUCCGCAUAGGCCCCGCCCCCUCCCGGCCCUCGCCCAAUCACACGCCUGGCCCUCCGCACUCCCUCUGCAACGGUUGGGCCCGAGGGGUCGUGCUUGGGAGGGGCGUCGGCCUGCUGCACUCCUGCGUGUGCUGUGCUGGUUGCCAGGACGCCCAUGACAGUGUCAGCCUGGAGACGGCCGCCAUGGCAACGCUGGGUCUGUCGCUAGGGCUGGACAAGAGGCGGUCCGGCAGGAAAGGAGACGUCCAACUGACUCCGCCCUCCCCACGCACAAGCCACACCCCUCACACACUCACUAGCACAGAACACACGGACCCCAGUGAAGACAAGUCAAAGAAUCACAGCGCAGGAGAGCUGCCCGGCCCAGCCUCAGGGUCAAAGGUCAGUCCAGGCAGGAGUGAGGAGAGGACGCCAGAGGACACGCACAGGGACGCCCGAGACAUCAAGAGGAUCAGCAGGUUUCAGGACUCUCCUCUCAGCUCAGUGUCCAGCAGUGACUGUGAGAGUGUGUCUGUCACAACAUGCAGUCUGUCCAGCACAUACACUCCCAGCCCCAUCAGUAGUCUGACCAGCAGCUCUGAGGGACUGGACCAGCAGGAUAUGCAGUUGGCCCUACAGGCCGCCAAGACUGCUGCCCGCAACAAAAUCCGCUCUCGUUUCCAUAGCAGCAGCGACCUUAUCCAUCGCCUCUUCGUCUGUAUAUCAGGUGUGGCAGAUCAGCUGCAGACAAACUAUGCCAGUGACCUGCGGAGCAUCCUCAAGACACUUUUUGAAGUCAUGGCAACCAAAUCUGACCAGGGCGACAAUGACAAGCAAAAAAAAGGCCCGGUGCGUAGCGGUCUGCUGGAAGACUGUGUCCUCUGCCAGGAGAGCAGCUCCUCUUCGGAUGUCACCGCCAAGGCCCAUGAUGAACAGGUCGAAGACCCUCCGGAGUGGGUUCCUGAUGAUGCGUGUAGCUCGUGUGUGUCGUGUAAGGCUCCAUUCACAGUCAUCCGCAGGAAACACCACUGCAGGAGCUGUGGAAAGAUUUUCUGCUCGCGCUGCUCCUCCCACUCUGCUCCGUUGCCAAGAUACGGCCAGAUGAAGCCGGUGCGAGUGUGUACACACUGCUACAUGUUCCACGUCACCCCCUUCUACAGCGACCGCACUGGCAUCUGACACACACACACACACACACACACACACACACACACC